Molecule: messenger RNA, 1800 nt
Organism: Mycena indigotica
Lineage: Eukaryota; Fungi; Basidiomycota; Agaricomycetes; Agaricales; Mycenaceae
Product: MFS drug transporter
Exons: 15
Coding region: 1-1800 (599 amino acids)
Biological process (GO): transmembrane transport
Molecular function (GO): transmembrane transporter activity
Source: RefSeq, a predicted model, not a curated record
AUGUCUGUACCACCAACCAUACCAGGCACUGGUGCCACCACGCCCAGCGGUCGUCGUCCCGAAGUUGAGCUCACUGACCAAACGAAUCGACUACCCUUCAAGAAGCUGCUGCCCAUAUUCCUCGGGCUAGCCCUUUGUGUAGUCGUUUCCACACUCGACUCGGUCAUCGUCGCCACAGCUUUACCGACAAUAUCCUCGGCAUUCAACGCGGGCUCUGUCGUCUCAUGGGUCCCAUCAGCGUAUCUGUUAACUUCGACAUGUUUCCAGCCGCUCUACGGAAGAUUUUCUGAUAUAUUCGGCCGUAAAAGCGCGCUUUCGCUCGCUAUGGCGCUCUUCAUGUUCGGCAACCUCAUUGCAGGCUUUUCCAAGACUAUAAUCCAGAUGAUCAUCUUCCGAGGAAUCGCUGGGGCUGGUGGUGGUGGUCUCGUCAGUAUGAUGCAGAUUGUAGUUUCAGACAUUGUCAGUCUUCGCGAAAGAGGGAAGUACCAGGUGGUCGCUAUUGGCUAUGCAAUCGGACCAGUAAUCGGAGGAGCACUUGCACAGAGUGUCGGUUGGAAAUGGUGCUUCUGGGUUACUAUUCCCGUGUCGUUUGUCGCAACUUGUGUGGUUGUGUUCAUACUCCCUCUUAAGCCAGUACAUGGGGAGAUAUGGUCAAAACUCCGUGCUAUCGACUAUUUCGGGACAUUCCUCACUCUUAUUGGCUGCACUCUGCUUAUCCUGCCUCUUAUUUGGGGAGGUGUUGUUUUCCCUUGGAAGUCUUCUAUUGUCCUUGCACCACUCAUGUCCGGCUUCGUUGUGGUUGCGAUCUUCUGUUUCUGGGAGUGGAAAGGCGCAAGGCUGCCGAUCGUGCCGAUGUAUAUUUUCAAACAUUCAACAGUAACUGGCGUUUUCAUCGCCAUGUUUGUCAAUGGCUUUGUGUUUUUCUCGACAUUGUACUAUCUGCCGCAGUUUUUCCAAGUCGCCCUCGGUUACAAUCCUCUGCAUGCUGGUCUUUUCCUCGUGCCUCUUUUAGUCACACAAAUAAUAGCAAGUUGGUGUGCGGGUAUGAUGGUCAGUAGAACGGGCCGUUAUCGGGCCAUCAUUAAUGUCGGCUUUGGUGUUUGGUCCGUUGCUUGUGGGUUGAUCUCUACUGUUCGACCUGGAUCUCCAAAGGCAGUUCUUGUCAUAUAUAUGAUGCUGGCUGGGCUUGGGGCGGGAGGGACGAUGCAAACAACGACGGUUGCUGUCCAAGCCAGCGUUUCUCGGCGAGAUAUGUCGGUUGUUACUGCGAUGCGGAACUUCAUCCGACUUCUUGGGGGCACUCUUUCGCUCGCCGUUGCCUCUACGCUCGUAAACAACAAACUCCGCGCCUCUCUUGCGUCAUUUUCCAUCCCAUCUUCGACCAUCACACAGGUCAUCGACGACCCUGCUCUCUUGCACAUGCCUAACACCAUUAACAUAUCUGAAUCUACCGCGCAUUCGGUCCUUUACGACGGUUAUACGAAGGGCUUUAGCGCGCUUUUUGAGAUGGACGCGGCGUUUACCGUCUUCGCGACCGCUGUUAGCGUGUUACUCAUUAAGCACAAAGAGCUGACGAGGGGUGAUGAUGAAGCUCUUCGGCAGCAGGCCAUACAAGAAGCCUUGGAGCAGAAGAUGGCAAAGAAGGCAGGGAGGAGCGGGACUGCAACCCCGAUGCCAAGGGAGUUAGAGAGCGGUAUGGCGACCCCUGCGCCGGAAGCCACACUUGUUGGCCACGAGAGAUCUGGGGAGAGCAUAGAAAUGGCCCAUGUCAACAAACGCUUGAAUGAAGCGAGCGGUUAG